Molecule: messenger RNA, 271 nt
Organism: Anoplophora glabripennis (Asian longhorned beetle)
Lineage: Eukaryota; Metazoa; Arthropoda; Insecta; Coleoptera; Cerambycidae
Exons: 2
Coding region: 5-271 (88 amino acids)
Biological process (GO): proteolysis
Molecular function (GO): serine-type endopeptidase activity
Source: RefSeq, a predicted model, not a curated record
CAAAAUGGCACGUAAUUUGUUGGUAGUAUUUCUCGUCGCUUGCCUGAAUUUGGCCUUAGGCAGCCCUGCAAUUGAUGGAAGAAUUGCUGGUGGCUACGAAGCCCGUGAUGGCCAGUUCCCCUACCAAACUGCUAUUUACAUCGAUUCUUCUGAAGCAGUUGAACGUGAAACAGACGCAUUUUGCAGUGUUUCUCUCAUUUCUGAAAACUACAUACUCACCUCGGCUAAGCUAUGUAAGUACCACAUAGGUAUUGUUAUUCCAAAGAAUUAA